Molecule: messenger RNA, 1043 nt
Organism: Zophobas morio
Lineage: Eukaryota; Metazoa; Arthropoda; Insecta; Coleoptera; Tenebrionidae
Product: tetratricopeptide repeat protein 27 homolog
Exons: 9
Coding region: 110-796 (228 amino acids)
Molecular function (GO): protein binding
Source: RefSeq, a predicted model, not a curated record
GAUAUCACCGGGGACCAUUCCGAAUAUGAAACUGCUUGGGAAACGUCCGGCCAUCGGUACACCAGAGCCAUGCGAUCUCUGGGGCGUCAUUAUCUGAAGGCUGGCCAGCAUGAAAGGUGCAUUGAGUGCUUUCAGACCGCUCUUAAUAUCAAUCCCAUAUUCCCUCAAACGUGGUUUAGUUUGGGUUGCGCGGCAAUGUUCUGCAAGAGGUGGCCGCUGGCAGCCAGUGCGUUCCGGCACGUCCUUUCUUUGGACAGAGAUUUUUUUCUGCAACACUUUUGCCAGUAGUGCGUCUCGUGAUUCCUCCUCUGCACAGAAUGCAGAGGCCUGGUCCAAUCUCGGCGCUGUAUUGACUAAGCUGGAGGAAAUUAAUGGUGCGCAAACUGCUUAUAAGGAAGGUCUGAAAUGCAACCGUUCUCAUUGGAGAAUUUGGGAAAACCUACUUACCGUCAGCCUUCAGCUCGAAGACGUGUGCACGUGCCUUGAGGCUGUUUCCGAAAUUGUCAACCUUCGAACUAAAUGGGACAACCUGCCGCAAUUGACUCUUUUGCUGGACUUGAUUAUGCAAAGGGCGCGGCAAUAUGAAAUAAAUAGCGUCGACUGGCACACACUUACUGAAAAAACUUCUCAAAUGCUGGAAUGCAUCGGCAAUGUAGGCAUCACCGACCCGUGCUUCUGGCUGCUCUGCGCACUGGCGCUCGUUCCUUGGUGUUUGGGACAAGGAAGUCGACUUUUUAUUAAGAGCCUAUCGAGCACUUUCAGCAUCAAGCUGGGAACACGAAGAAAAUCUCUUUGAGAAGCUGGCAGAGUCUGUUUUGAGGCUCAGCAAAGUGUACAGUGCAGCCGCCGGUCGUCCCUACUGCCACAAAGCAGUUUUACUUCUAAGAGGACUUUUGAGAAAGGCUGAAAACGCUUAUACUGAACAUGUUUUGUACAGCGCGUUGCAAGGUGAAUUCAAACGUAUCACUCAACUUGAGAGUGUCCUGAAACAAGAAGAGCGUUAAUGUUUAUUAUGUUAUUUUUUUUUAAAAAAAAUUGAGUAA